This is a messenger RNA of Vigna unguiculata (cowpea), 3184 nucleotides long. Lineage: Eukaryota; Viridiplantae; Streptophyta; Magnoliopsida; Fabales; Fabaceae. The record is from RefSeq and is a predicted model, not a curated record.
UGACAGAGGACGUGCUCGUACGGUUCAAAGAAGGGUAUGAUCAACGAGUUGAUUGUUGGGAACUUUCACUCCUCUAUAUUCGAAAUAUGCCUUUCUAGGAGCAUUACGAUCUGCAGCUCAAAUGGUCUCUUAUGAAGUCUCUAUUGGUCUUAUUCUUAUUGUGCGCCUUGUGGUGAGCGCGUUUGGAUCCGCGAAGGCAAUCGCUCGGAUGUUCCCCUAACCCAACCCGGGAACGGACCGGAGGGAACCGCAGCAUGGGGAAUGUCCGCGUCUCGUCGCAAGGCUCAUUUCUCGUUUUUGGUCAUAGGGCGGGCGGAUUUAUCUGAUCAAGGGCCGGGGCACAAGGGUCCUGGUACUAUCCAGGUGCGAAGAACCCCGGAGGUGACUGCAAUGAGCAGAAAUCUCACUCACCGGCCUAAACGACGAGCAAACACUCGAACGUGAGAGCAAGGGAUCACCUAACGAAUGGACGAGCUCCAAGGAGGGAGGAGGAAGGCAAGAACCAUGCUUUCAGAGAAGUGGCGGUCCGAAUCUUAUCUGAACUGCGAUAAUAACUGACUAAGCCAUGCCAUAAGGGUCAUUCUCCAAACGGGACGGGGUCAAGCCUUUCGAUUUUUGAGUAGGUUGGGUGACAGAUCGGCCAUAGGAGUACUCCGGGAUAUAAACCAGGGCAACCAAUGUCGAGCAUACGACGAUGCCGCCCGUUUUCAUUUCGUGGAAGUCCCCGGCAGAGGAAAGGGCUGUAGGUGAUGGCGCGUUCUGCUUCUUAUCUAGAGAGGGGCGCUGAAAUCGUUCCUAUUGGGUCGUGCGUGGCAGCUGGUAUAGAUGAAGAAAGGCGGGCCGCUUGAACGGGCGGGGCGGGACCUAUUCUCUUAAUAGGCGGCAAAGCUGAAUAGGAAAGGGGCCGAGCUUACUGAUGAGUGCCUUUUUAGCCUUUCUAAAACUAAAAAAAAGGGCUCUCUCAUGUGAAGCUAACAUGGCUGGCUACAUACAAGUAUAGCCAAAUCAAGAUGAGACGUGACGGACGGUAAGAGGCCGCAGCGGGACUAUCAUAGGAAAGCCCGCCCACGCUAGCUAACAUAUAAAGAGAUUCCCGGAUCGGAUAGCAAAAGUCUCUAUGUGAAUCUCCCGACCAGGCCAGGCCGAAUCGGGCCACCACUUGGGAUGGGAAUGGCUCAGCCCAUAUGCAUCAUUUGAUGAAAGCACUCCAGUCGCUUCCUCGAAGUGGCUUGUCAACCACGCUUUCCCUCCCUCAAAACAAUGCUCCUCACCAACCUUAACGGCCGCCUUCCUUGGGUUGGGGCAAGACAGCAAUGAGUAGUUCGCUCCAGGACCCCACCCCCUCGAGAGCAGGAUGCCGGCCGAGAUGGAGCUGGGAGCCAACCUAGACUUUCCUGGGGCUUGCCUUGCCCCAACAUCUAAAUCAAAUGCGGGCGCCGAAAAGGAACCAGCCCAGCCUCUUCCAGAAAGCUUUGCUUGGUAGGCGCUGCCUAUUCACUUCACUCGGACAAUGCUCUAAACACGAAAGUGUGACGCCCCCUUCUCCCAUGCUGAGUCACAGGCAGCGCCUCGGAAAGCGCGGACGAGCCACAUGCAGGGAAACUUGCACGUGUGGUUCUGGCCGGGGACCCCGGUAUACUGUACUAAUAUGUGUAGGUCCCCGUAAUUCGAGUGAGAUUGUCAUGGCGCAAAAGCAGAUAUGGUCCGGUAUUCCCUUGUUCCCUGUAUUGGUUAUGUUCUUCAUUUCUCGUCUAGCAGAAACUAAUCGAGCUCCGUUUGAUCUCCCAGAAGCGGAAGCUGAAUCAGUUGCAGGCUAUAAUGUAGAAUAUGCGCGGGAUGCGAUCCUUAAUAGUCCACUGUUGGCGGAAGCCAAUGUCCCGGGGUCCCGGGGACUCAUUCUGACUGAAACAAGGGGUGGGUCUUUACCAACUUAAAAAUCGAAGAUUUUAGUAAGCCAAAAAACGUGAGCGCCCCUACGCGAGCCUUAUUGAUUGAAAACUCAAGUAAAUUUUUUAUUCUAUCUAUAUGUAUUCUAUUAAUGCGCUCAAGCAUGCGAAGAAAGCAACAAGCGAUAAAAGCCCUUUCUAUGUUAUUAGUAAAGAGCUUUUCUUGCUUGUUUAGUAAAGUCACGCUUUUCAUUUUGAUAGGAGUAGGUGCUUGCUGGGGCAGGGCACUCUUCAUUCUUCAUUCGAAACUAAUGAAUGUCGGGUCGGGGGUUUCUGCCUUGUUAUCCAAAAGGGAGUUGGGUAAAGCAAACUCCCUCCUUGGACGAGCACGGGGCUUAGUCAAGUAGAACCGGGUUGCGCUGCUUGAUGCUCCGAUCGAAAACAAAUCAGUGGGGCCAUGCCGGUACGACUGAAUAUGCGUUAAAAAGGUCAAUCCCUCCCCUACGACACCAACCAAAAAAAACCGGGCCGAACUUAUAACAGCCCGCCCGCUUCCAUAGAACAAUAUCGUGGCAACGUAGACCUCAGUGGUCAUAUUGGAUCUUUGGGAACCAUCACAAGUGCGGCCGGCCUAUAUUUAAACGAGAAUGCCGUGUCGUCCAGCGGAGCCUAGAAGAAGGUGACUCGCGCAGACAGCUGACUCAUAGAAAGGAAUAGCCAAACCAACCCACCCAGCUGGCUGGUCAAUCUCAGAGAUCUUAUCGGCCGGCAAACCGGAGACGGACGACCACGGUCCCGACCUUAUCAGCACCGGAGGUGUACUAAUCAAUGAACCCCCGAAACCUACUUUCUUUUCUUACAAAAGAAACCAAGCCUAACCGGUCACGACAUGUUGUUGAUAUUGAUUGAGUUUGAGGGACUUUCGCUGACUAAAUCCAUCCAUAAACCUAGACCCCGGCGACUCUCGUAACCAAAGCGUCAAGACAACAGCCAAAGGUGACCUUUGGAUUCUUAAGUAGGUAGGGGGCAAAGAGGAGCACGUAGGAAUGCCGACCACUACAUAAGCCACUGGUGGCUGAGAGAAAGCGAGCAGCACCUUGUAUAGGUUGGGCGGAGCUUGAAGAAGCGAGCCCCUAUCAGAGAAAGCCAUUGCGCGCUAGCCUAGCUAGCUAGCGUUUUUCAGCUGGCUGUUAUGUUAGUUGUAGCGCGCCUUCCCUCCUUCUCUCACUUCGGAAAGAUUUCGCAGUCUUUUCUUUGGAUGACCUGGUCGAGAGAGUACGAUACAUCGGUGUAAAAGA